Molecule: messenger RNA, 1401 nt
Organism: Aspergillus nomiae NRRL 13137
Lineage: Eukaryota; Fungi; Ascomycota; Eurotiomycetes; Eurotiales; Aspergillaceae
Product: KH domain-containing protein
Exons: 2
Coding region: 53-1126 (357 amino acids)
Biological process (GO): 3'-UTR-mediated mRNA stabilization
Cellular component (GO): cytoplasm; nucleus
Molecular function (GO): mRNA 3'-UTR AU-rich region binding
Source: RefSeq, a predicted model, not a curated record
CUAAUCAUCGAAUCUUUCUUCGUCUAAUUGAUCUCUUCGCUCCUUCGACAUAAUGGACUCCGCCGAGCUUCACGAUACCCAAGUUGUUGACGAGACUAUGACUGAUGCGGUCAACAUGGUCGACGAGGGUGACAUGGACAUUACUCCGAAGACCGAAGAAGAAUACGCCCAGUCGAUGCUGACCCUCCGUGCGAUCGUUUCGUCCAAGGAAGCCGGCGUGAUCAUUGGCAAGGCCGGUAAAAAUGUUGCUGACCUGCGCGAUGAAACCGGUGUUAAGGCCGGCGUGAGCAAGGUUGUUCCGGGUGUUCACGAUCGAGUCCUGACGGUGACCGGUCCUCUACAAGGUACCGCUAGGGCCUACGCUUUGGUCGCCAAGGGCUUGCUAGAAGGUGCCCCGCAAAUGGGUAUGGGUGGCAUCGUAUCAAACAAUGGAACUCAUCCGGUUCGCCUCCUCAUUUCCCACAACCAAAUGGGCACUAUCAUCGGACGGUCCGGCCUGAAAAUCAAGCACAUCCAGGAUGCUUCCGGUGUACGAAUGGUCGCCCAGAAGGAAAUGCUUCCCCAGUCUACCGAGCGAAUUGUUGAAGUGCAGGGUACUCCGGAAGGCAUCGAGAAGGCUGUCUGGGAAAUUGGAAAAUGCCUUAUUGAUGACUGGCAGCGGGGCACCGGUACCAUCCUGUACAACCCCGCUGUGCGUGCAUCUGUUGGCACCACCCCAGUCAACCAAAACGUGGGCAACGGCUAUAGCAGCCGUCCCUACAACCGUACCGGCAAUGGUGCCGACUUUAGCGACCAGUCCGGUGGCUACGGCAGACGCUCCAAUCCCGACACAUCAAACCGUGGCUAUCCCCUGGUCACCGAGGACGGCGAGGAAAUCCAGACGCAAAACAUCAGCAUUCCUGCUGACAUGGUGGGAUGCAUCAUCGGUAGAGGUGGAAGCAAGAUCACUGAGAUCCGUAGGAGCUCUGGAGCGAGGAUCUCGAUCGCCAAGGCUCCUCACGAUGAUACCGGCGAACGCAUGUUCACCAUCAUGGGCAGUGCUCAGGCGAAUGAGAAAGCCUUGUAUCUUCUGUACGAAAACCUGGAAGCCGAGAAGACCCGCCGCAGCCAGCUCCCUCAGGAAUAAAUGCCUUACACCAAUUGGCUUAGUCCGAGAAACUCCAUCCUACCAUCCUGAAGAUGCUCCUAGCCUCUCUUGGGAGUUUCCCAGCCACGUUUUGUGUUCGCCCAUUCUCCUUAAUAACAUUGCUUCUUACUGUUGUUUUUUUUUACAUUUUUCGUGUUUCUCGUAUCGUGCAGCUUUCUUGGUUUACAAGAAGCAAGGGUUCGCUAGGACGGACUGCACAUGCCUGUUUGAUACCAACCCUUUACGACCUUGGUGAUCGCCUUGUCUCAAAGGAU